CAAUACCGCGCUGGAAGAGUACUGCUCACCUUCAGCAGAAGUGCAGAGCGCUGACUAGGAUUGAACACCUCCCCUGACCAUGGGCGCUUGUGUUGAGUCAACGCAGUUCGCCAGCCCUGAGCUGGGCUCCGCGCAGCUGUUGGUUGCCACGGACGCUGCCUGCGCGUACCCACCUCCGCCGGGUCACAGCCCUGACUCACCCUUGAGCGGCCGUGGCUUCACUGCCCUUGCCUCAUCGCUCCGGAAGGCUGACGACGCGUCGGACUCGGACUCGGACGACGACGAACAUCAGGACUGGCGCGAGCUCUAUGGCUCGCACCGCCUGCAUCUCGGGGUGGAGGCGUCGGUGCACGACCCGCGCGACGAGGGCACCACGGAUGCGUGGGUCAAGCGCAACCCGUCGCUCAUUCGGCUCACGGGGAAGCACCCGUUCAACGGCGAGCCGCCGCUGACGCGGCUCGUGCAGCACGGCUUCAUCACCCCGGCGCCGCUGCACUACGUGCGCAACCACGGGCCGGUGCCGCGGGGGGACUGGGCGACGUGGACGGUAGAGGUGACGGGCCUCGUCAGACGCCCCGCGCGGCUCACCAUGGAGGAGCUCGUCCGCGGCUUCCCCGCCGUGGAGGUCCCCGUCACGCUCGUCUGCUCGAGCAACCGGCGCAAGGAGCAGAACAUGGUGCGGCAGACGGUUGGCUUCAACUGGGGCCCCGCCGCCAUGUCCACGUCCGUGUGGCGCGGCGCGCGCCUCCGCGACGUGCUGCGCCGGUGCGGCAUCAUGCCCCGCAAGGGCGGCGCGCUCAACGUGUGCUUCGAGGGCGCCGACGACCUCCCUGCCGGCGGCAGGGGCUCCACGUACGGCACCAGCAUCAGGCGCGAGUGGGCCCUGGACCCGACGAAGGACGUCAUGCUCGCGUACAUGCAGAACGGCGAGCCGCUUCUGCCGGACCACGGCUUCCCGGUGCGCGUCAUCGUCCCCGGGUGCACAGCCGGCCGCAUGGUCAAGUGGCUCCGGCGCAUCAUCGUCACCACCGCUGAGUCUGACAACUACUACCAUUACCGGGACAACCGCUUCCUGCCGUCCCACGUCGACGCCGAGCUCGCCGACGCAGAAGCGUGGUGGUACAAGCCGGAGUACGUCAUCAACGAGAUGAACACAAACUCGGUGAUCACGACGCCGGCGCACGACGACAUCCUGCCCAUCAACGCCAUCACCACGCAGCGCGCCUACACAAUGAAGGGAUUCGCCUACUCGGGUGGUGGCAAGAAAGUGACGCGAGUGGAGGUGACGCUGAACGGCGGUCAGACAUGGCUCCUCUGUGCGCUCGACUACACGGAGAAGCCCAACAAGUACGGCAAGUAUUGGUGCUGGUGCUUCUGGUCCGUCGAGGUCGAGGUCGCCGACCUCCUCGGCUCCAAGGAGAUCUCUGUCCGCGCCUGGGACCAAUCGCUCAACACCCAGCCCGAGAACCUCACCUGGAACCUCAUGGGGAUGAUGACGAACUGCUGGUUCAAGGUGAAGGUGAACGUGUGCCGGCCACACAAGGGGGAAAUCGGGCUGGUAUUCGAGCACCCGGUGCAGCCGGGCAACCAGUCGGGCGGGUGGAUGGCGCGGCAGAAGAACCUUGAGGUGGCGGAGGCCACUGCCGCGCCGGGGAUCCAUCGGAGCACGUUCGCGACCAGUUUCACGACGAACACCACCACCACUGCCAAGGAGUUCACCAUGUCCGAGGUGCGCAAGCAUGCGUCGCAGGACUCGGCGUGGAUCGUCGUCCACGGCCAUGUUUAUGACUGCACCAGGUAUCUGAAGGACCACCCGGGCGGCGCCGACAGCAUCCUCAUCAACGCCGGCACCGAAUGCACCGAGGAGUUCGACGCCAUCCAUUCCAACAAUGCCAAGGCGCUCCUCGACAACUACCGCAUCGGCAAGCUCGUCACCACUGGCACCGGCUACAUCUCCUCCGACACUUCCGUCCACAGCGCGUCCAGCCUCACCCACCUCUGCCCCAUCCGCGAGGCUGUCAGGGCCCCGGCGCCCGUCGCGCUCUCCAACCCGCAGGAGAAGGUCCCCUGCCGCCUCGUCGAUAAGAAGGAGCUGUCCCGCGACGUCCGCCUGUACCGCUUUGCGCUGCCGUUGUCCGACCACCAGGUGCUCGGCCUCCCAGUCGGCAAGCACAUCUUCGUGUGCGCCAACAUUAACGGGAAGCUGUGCAUGCGGGCGUACACGCCGACGAGCAUGGUAGACGAGGUCGGCCACUUCGAGCUACUCGUGAAGGUGUACUUCAAGAACGACCACCCCAAGUUCCCCAACGGAGGGCUCAUGACCCAGUACCUGGAGUCGCUUCCGAUCGGCUCCUACGUCGAUGUCAAGGGGCCUCGCGGCCACGUCGAGUACACCGGCCGCGGCAACUUCAUGAUCAACGGCAAGCCGCGCCAGGCGAGGCGCCUCGCGAUGAUCGCGGGAGGGAGCGGGAUCACGCCAAUAUACCAAGUGAUCCAGGCAGUGCUGCGCAACCAGACGGAGGACCAGACGUUGAUGCACCUCGUGUACGCCAACAGGACGGAGGACGACAUCCUCCUGCGCGACGAGCUCGACCUGUGGGCAACCGAGUUCCCUGACAGGCUCAAGGUGUGGUACGUGAUCAGCCAGGUGAAGCGGCCGGAGGAAGGGUGGAAGUACAGCGUCGGGUUCGUGUCGGAGGCCAUCCUGCGGGAGCACAUGCCGGAGGGUGGUGACGACACGCUGGCCCUAGCCUGCGGGCCGCCGCCGAUGAUCCAGUUCGCCAUCUCGCCGAACCUUGAGAAGAUGAAAUACGACAUGUUCAAUUCUGUAAUCGUCUUUUAACUUCCUUAUAUAUAGCAUCCUAAUGUCGUGCGUUCCAUCUGGUAAAUGGCUUUGCAUCUAUUAAAUCCCAA
This is a messenger RNA of Phragmites australis (common reed), 2913 nucleotides long. Its product is annotated as nitrate reductase [NADH] 1-like. NCBI's taxonomy places the organism in Eukaryota, Viridiplantae, Streptophyta, Magnoliopsida, Poales, Poaceae. Gene Ontology annotation, biological process: nitric oxide biosynthetic process; nitrate assimilation. The transcript is spliced from 4 exons. Gene Ontology annotation, molecular function: molybdenum ion binding; nitrate reductase (NADPH) activity; molybdopterin cofactor binding. The coding region runs from base 80 to 2842 and encodes 920 amino acids. The record is from RefSeq and is a predicted model, not a curated record.